UAAUUCAUAUAUUUAAUUGAAUCGAACUCGAGUCAAACCGAUCAUGAGCUUUUGUCAAUAUUUAGUGACUAGAUUCUAGCCGAACUCGAGCCUAUCUAACUGUUUACGAGCCGAAUUUCGAAUUUGAAAUUGAAAGGCCGUCGAACUCGAAUCCAAGCCCCGAACUUUUCGAUUGAGCUCGAGCCGGAGCAGUCCGGCAGUAUUCGACUCGGCAUUACACCCCUACAGUGGUCUAACAGAGAACCAUCGAUCCGAUGGCCAAUAUCAAGAGAUAUAUUGUUGAAGUUGAGCCGGGCAAGCCGGCGAUGGGACCGGUUUACCGGAGCACCUUCGGCGUCGAGCCUCAUAUUCCUGGAAUGGAGAGCUGCUGGGACAUUUUUCGCAUGUCGGUGGAAAAGUAUCCUGAUAAUCCAAUGCUUGGUCACCGUGAGAUUGUGGACGGGAAGCAUGGAGAUUAUGUGUGGCUUACGUACAAACAAGUGUAUGACAUGGUGAUGAAAGUUGGGAAUGCCAUUCGCAGUUGUGGUGUUGAAAAGGGAGGAAGAUGCGGUAUAUAUGGUGCCAAUUCCGAGGGGUGGAUUAUUAGCAUGGAGGCUUGUAAUGCUCAGGGUUUAUACUGUGUUCCUUUGUAUGACACCUUAGGUGCCAGUGCUGUGGAAUUUGUCAUUUGCCAUGCUGAGGUUUCUAUUGUUUUUUCUGAAGAAAAAAAGAUUACUGAGGUGUUUAAAACAUUUCCUAAGACAGCAGAGUACAUGAAAACAAUUGUAAGCUUUGGAAAAGUUACUUCGGAACAACGGGAAGAAGCUGCGAAGCUGGGUGUAGCAAUAUAUUCUUGGAAUGAAUUCUUAGUGUUGGGAGAUGGUAAACGUUAUGAGCUUCCUGUGAAAAAGAAGAGUGACAUAUGUACGAUAAUGUACACAAGUGGAACUACAGGUGAUCCUAAGGGUGUCUUAAUUUCCAACAACAGCAUUGUUACCAUUGUAGCUGCGGUAAAUCGCUUCCUACAGGGUGUGAAUGAACCUGAAAGUAUCCACCAGUUCUACACCUGCACCAUCUUUUUUGCUGUAGUGUCUCUUGUUCAUUACUCACUGGGCAUGAAUUCUCUCCAUUUGAUUCUGAUCCACAACCAACUAUAGUGCAUUAGAAGGGAAGUAAAUUUGUAGUUUCAGAUUCUGCUACAGUUGUCUCACAAUACAAGUCUCUUUUGAAAAAAUUACGCAUAUUAAGAAAGCAUUAAUUGGAUAAUAUUUUCUCACUUGUACCCUUAAUAAAUACAUAAAUGUCGACACUUACUCAACCCUCAUUAAUUGUUAUACAACUUUCAAGAAGGGUAAUUUUGGAAUAUUGCUAAUAUAUUUGUAUUGGAAACUAAAAGUAGACAAGUAUUAUGGGACAAAAAUUUCUUCCAAAAGAGACUUGUAUUGUGGGACGGAUGGAGUAUUUGUACUGAUAGUUAUGAAUUAUAGUAAUAGUUGGUAACUAAUAUGUACAAUUGUAGGUUUGACACAGAAGAUAUCUUCAGGCGGUUUCUUAAAGAAUAUCUUGUUUAAUGCUGCGUACUCAUUGUUAAGCAAGGCUUGGGAGGUAAAGUAAGGCUCAUUUUAUCUGGGGCAGCUCCUCUGGAAAAUCAUGUAGAAUCUUACCUGAAAGUGGUGACGUGCUCCCAUGUUCUUCAGGGAUAUGGCCUCACAGAAACAUGCGCAGGGUCAUUUGUGUCAAUACCAAAUGAGCAGACUAUGCUGGGUACAGUAGGCCUCCCAGUACCUAAUGUGGACGCACGUCUAGAAUCUGUGCCAGAAAUGGGUUAUGAUGCUCUUUCAAGCACUCCACGUGGAGAAAUAUGCAUAAGAGGGGAGACUUUAUAUUCAGGAUAUUACAAAUGAGAAGACCUCACAAAAGAGGUCUUGGUUGAUGGAUGGUUCCAUACAGGGGAUAUUGGUGAGUGGCAACCAAAUGGAGCUAUGGAAAUAGUUGACCGCAAGAAGAACAUAUUCAAGCUUGCACAAGGAGAAUAUGUGGCAGUAGAAAAUUUUGAGAAUAUAUAUGGUCUUGUUGCUGCCAUUGACUUGAUAUGGGUAUAUGGGAAUAGCUUCGAGUCUUACCUUGUUGCUGUAGUGAACCUGAAUAUGCAAGCAAUUGGGAGUUGGUCUAAUGAAAAUGGUCUAGCUGGGGAUUUUCAUUCCCUUUGUUAAAAUGAGAAGGUGAAACAAUAUAUACUUGGAGAGCUAUCAAAGAUUGGAAAAGAGAAAAAGUUGAAAGGAUUUGAAAUCAUCAGGGCUGUUCACCUAGACCCUGUCCCAUUUGACAUGGAUCGCGACCUGAUCACUCCUACAUUUAAGAAGAAAAGGCCGCAGAUGCUUAAAUAUUAUCAGAAUAUCGUUGACAGUAUGUACAAGAAGAAGUAAUUUCUCUGCCCAGGGGCACGGUGUUAACAUCCCUUUAUUGCUUGCAGACUGUACAGAUCCUUCGCUUCUAUGUCCAGUAAUCAGACUAAAUCAGAAAUUGUACAAUUCAAUGUUGUACUUUUACUUGAUAAGAACAAUGUGAGGUACUUUAAUAUUUUCAAGAGUUGUGGGUGCUAAGGUACCUGCAUGAUUGCAUGAUGUAAACAUGUGGUGAGUUGAAAUUUAUUUUUUACAGGGUAAGAUGCAAAAUGGUUUGCUGGUGAUGAUUUUAAA
Messenger RNA from Daucus carota subsp. sativus, 2678 nucleotides. Its product is annotated as long chain acyl-CoA synthetase 4-like. Gene Ontology annotation, cellular component: endoplasmic reticulum; membrane. Lineage: Eukaryota; Viridiplantae; Streptophyta; Magnoliopsida; Apiales; Apiaceae. The record is from RefSeq and is a predicted model, not a curated record. Bases 255 to 1136 code for a protein of 293 amino acids. The transcript is spliced from 15 exons. Gene Ontology annotation, molecular function: long-chain fatty acid-CoA ligase activity.